AUGAAGUUCGUUUCGCUCCUUACCCUUUGCUACUCCCUCGUUGUGGUCAGCGGCUUCCAGCCCAACCCAGCCAAGACUUCGGCUGCCCCUGCCGCCUUCCGCUCCAAGGCCGUUCAGAGUCCACUCUUCCGCGAUCCAUUGCAAGUUCGUGGUGGAGCGGUCCCAGGUUGGGCUGCCUACAAUGAUGCUCUUGACAAGACCCCCUUGACUGCAAAGGCUUUGACUUCUCUCGUCGGAUGGGCUCUUGGUGAUUUCUUGGCACAGAUCUUCAUCUCCGGAGGACCAUUUGACAUGAAGCGCUUCAUCACUCUUUCUGCAUUUGGUUUCCUUUAUCAUGGACCAUCCGGCCACUACUUCUACAACUGGUUGGAUAAUCUUGUCAAGGGCAAAGAUUCGCUGUCGGUUGCAAAGAAGGUUGCUUUUGACCAAAUCGUCUGGUGUCCCAUUUUCAUGUCUGUUUUCUUCACCUACCUUGGAUUGGUCAAUGGAGACUCUUUCUCUACCAUUGGAAACAAGAUCAAGAACGACUUGUUCACGGCAUGCCAAGGGUCGUGGAAGGUUUGGCCCAUUGUUCACGCCGUCAACUUCAAGUUUAUUUCCACCAAGCACAGACUUGUUUUCCUUAACGCUGUGCAAAUCGCAUUCAACAUGUUCCUUUCCAUCAUCGGAAAGUCUUAA
Molecule: messenger RNA, 678 nt
Organism: Cylindrotheca closterium
Lineage: Eukaryota; Bacillariophyta; Bacillariophyceae; Bacillariales; Bacillariaceae
Source: the annotation of a GenBank genome assembly